Arachis duranensis is the source of this 917-nucleotide messenger RNA. Its product is annotated as leucine-rich repeat extensin-like protein 3. Bases 32 to 598 code for a protein of 188 amino acids. NCBI's taxonomy places the organism in Eukaryota, Viridiplantae, Streptophyta, Magnoliopsida, Fabales, Fabaceae. The record is from RefSeq and is a predicted model, not a curated record. The transcript has a single exon.
ACCCUACACUACUGCAUAUUUAUAUUCUUGUAUGUAUAUAUAUUAUUUCGUCCAAACCUUAGCAAUCAAGUUCAAUUUUGCAACAACAAUGGAUCGGAAAGUGAUGACUAAUAAUAAUUUGGUUGCUUUGGUUUCCUAUGUGAUAAUUGUACUAGAAUUAUGCAGUUCAGCAACUUCAACAACGACGGUGGCAAAAGACCUUGUUCCAUGCACAAUGUGCGUUGAAUGCGACAAUCCCUGUCAACCCCUCUCACCUCCACCUCCCCCUGCAGUAGUAGAGUGUCCACCGCCACCUUCGUUGCCGCCGCCACCACCACCGUCACUUCCUCCGCCAGCGGUUGUUGAAUGCCCACCCCCACCGCCACCCCAACCAACAUGUCCUGAUAAUUGUGGACAGACGCAAGGGCAGCCACAUCCACCUCCGUAUCCGGUGGGAUCUUACUAUUUUCCGGGAGGAACGCCAUCCUCAUCAGGCGGCUAUGCUCCUCCUAAUUAUUACAACAAUGGAGAAAGAAUGGUGCCAUUUUCUGCCAUGCUGUUUCCCAGUCACUUUCUCUGCUUAGUUUAUGUGCCCUUUCUUUAUUACUUGUUCACUUAGCUCAGUUAUUUAAGUUAAUUUUUUCUUCUAGCUAUUUCACCUUAUUUGAAUAUUUGUACUGGACUCACAUGUUUAAUUUCCGUAACCAAAAUAGAUGAGGAAAUACAUCCUAGUCCAAUCCAAAAGCAGGUGUUUUAUAUAUAAAUAUACAUCUAAUUUUACUACUCGUUCUUAAGUGUCUAACUAGAUGUAGGUAUAUGUUAGUUGAAUCAAAUGAAUUGAAUGAUGGCAUGAUGCUGUAACGAAAGUUUAAAGGGAUAUCCGUUUGUUGAAUCAUGAAGGAUGAGAUAAUUAUCUAAGCCCCUUUUACUUUCUUAUA